AUGCAGUUCACCAUAUUCACCAUCUUGGCCACCGCCGCCACCGUCCUCGCUCUGCCAACCGAGUCUGGCUCGUCCAGCGGCGGCAGCGGCACCUGCGCUUCGGGAUCCCAGAUCUCUUGCUGUGUCACCGACAGCAGCGACAGCGGCACUGCUGGCAACGUCCUCGGUGGCAGCUGCUUGCUCGACCAGGUCUCUCUGUUGUCUGCCCUCGACAACCAGUGCCCAGCUGGCAACACCUUCUGCUGCCCAACGAACCAGGACGGCACCCUCAACAUCAACCUCUCCUGCAUUCCUGUCAACGCUUAA
This is a messenger RNA of Zasmidium cellare ATCC 36951, 306 nucleotides long. RefSeq lists its product as uncharacterized. The record is from RefSeq and is a predicted model, not a curated record. Bases 1 to 306 code for a protein of 101 amino acids. Lineage: Eukaryota; Fungi; Ascomycota; Dothideomycetes; Mycosphaerellales; Mycosphaerellaceae. The transcript has 3 exons.